Molecule: messenger RNA, 4611 nt
Organism: Ascoidea rubescens DSM 1968
Lineage: Eukaryota; Fungi; Ascomycota; Saccharomycetes; Ascoideales; Ascoideaceae
Gene: TAF1
Product: histone acetyltransferase
Exons: 1
Coding region: 6-4142 (1378 amino acids)
Biological process (GO): RNA polymerase II preinitiation complex assembly; transcription by RNA polymerase II
Cellular component (GO): transcription factor TFIID complex
Molecular function (GO): RNA polymerase II general transcription initiation factor binding; histone acetyltransferase activity; RNA polymerase II general transcription initiation factor activity
Source: RefSeq, a predicted model, not a curated record
CGACGAUGAGCAACUCUCACUCUGCCAGCACAACCUCCAAGAAGAAGAAUGUGAUAGCUAAAGACGAUGUCUUGAAUUCCUUACUUACUCAGGUUGAUGGCUUCAACCCCUCAGACGCCUUCAAUCUCUCAGCUUUUGAUCCUUCAAAACUUGUUGCUUCUGGCUCAACAAAGCACGCUGCUAACGCCAUUGACUUUGAAGAUGAAGACGAAUUGGCUGAUGACGACGAGCCUUUGCUCGAGAACAGCGACAAUGCUGAUUCCACCAACCCCAAAUCAAAUAUCGACGAGUUGGCUACCGAUUCCUUUUUCAAAUCGCUCCAAGACGAACCCUUUUUUUUCAACCAGAAUUCUUCUCAAAAUUUCAUGAAUGACGAUUUUACCAGUUUGUUUGGUGACACAACUGCAAUUUCAAUUCAAAACUCUUCUCAAAACUUGAACAAGACUGCUUCGAAUACCGAUAUCAACCAUACUACAAAUAAUACCAAAGUUCCUUUUGAAGGUUUGCAUCUUCCUUCCACUCAUGGAAUUACUGAUUUUUCUUCUUUCUCUCACUCAAAUAAUAACAAUAUUAUCAUCGGUACUAAUACCAAUAAUAAAAAUAAUAACAGUAGCAAAAAUAAUAUCAAUAAUAACAAUUACAAUGAUCACAAUUUUAACUUGAUAACUAAUGAAGAAUCGUUUCAAAAGAAAAAGCAAGAAUUACUUCACCAAAAGGAAUUGCAAAGGCUAAGAGAACUUAAAAAGAACGACUUCUAUCUAUCUUACUACUACCCAGGCUUCAAUAAAAAUUCAAAAAAAUUACCUUUAAGUUCCCUAUUUGGCUCAAAACCUUAUUUUUUCAAAAAUUCAAUAGCAAAUUUAAAUAAAGAUAACGCAAAACCUCUAAUCCCAACAAAGAUAAACAUGGAAAUCGACAUUGAUCAAAUUAAAAUCUUUAACAAAACUCAGUCUUCAAACAUUAAACAAGUCAAUCAAUCUGCCCAAAUAAAUGACGACUCUUAUUUGGGCCAAAAAAUUAUCCAUCUAGAUGAUUUAGACUAUUAUAAUAUAUAUCUUAAUUCAGAUGAUAAAAAUACAAUUAACAAAAAAAUCGAUAGCGCAGAUAAUGAAAUAAGUAAAAUAAAUACAAAAAAUCACAAUAAAAUUGAGAAUAAUUUCAAAAUAUUAGAAAAACACCCGAAAAGUAAUUCACAUUUUGACUCGCAUUCUCUUAGAAAAAAACAGAAAAUAAUACCUGAUAUAGUAACUAAUGAUUUAAUAUUAGCCACCUCCAAUUGGGAUGAUACAAUGAUUUUUGGAAUUGACGAUCUAGAUGAUUCAUAUCAAUUAUUAGACUCGGCUACUCAAAAAAAUACUUCAAUUAAAAUUCAACAAAACUCCACCAAUACAAAUACUAACACCACCUCUAAUAAUAUUUCAAUUCUUGAAGAUAGAUUUCCUUACGAUAAUAGCUUUGACGAAAGUGAUUAUGACUUGAUUGAACUUGAUGAAAACAGCCAAACUGAUAAUGAUGAUAUUGAAGAACACAACUACUUUAAAAAAGAACCCAAGCUUAAAUUGGAUUUGAAUGAUUCAAAACUACUAUUUUUAAGCGAUUCUAUUAAAAAAAUUUCAAAAAGCAGAUUUCAUAGCACCCGAAGAAACCAAAUAAAUAAAAGAGAUCCUCAAUUAUUAUCACAGAUCCCAAUUAAUGAAAAACAACUUGCAAUGAGAUUCAAUUUUUCAAAUGAUACUCAAUAUCAAAUAUUAAAUGAAAACUAUCAUUCUAAAAUCAGAACAACUAUCGGUAAUUUACAAAUUGAUCAUUCAGCUCCUGCUCUUAAAUUACAAUCUCCCUAUUAUCCUGUCAAACUAACCAAACAAGAAAUGAGAUAUUUCCAUAGACCAAGAUUUUUAAUUCGCUCAAAUACAGUCAUGAAAUUUUCAAAAGUCAAAUUACGAAAAAGAAAAACUUAUAAAAAUAAAGAUAUUAAGGAAGUAUUCAACAAAACCGCAGAUCUAUCACUUGGUGAUUCUUUGAAUUAUGUCUUGCUAGAAUAUUCAGAGGAGAUGCCACUAAUUUUAAGUAAAUUUGGAAUGGGAUCAAAAAUUAUAAAUUAUUAUAGAAAAAUAACCAAGGAAGACACCAAAAGACCCAAGUUGCCUAUUGGUGAAACCCAAGUUCUUGGAGUGCAAGAUAGAUCGCCAUUUUGGAAUUUUGGAUUUGUCAAUAACGGACAAAUAGUUCCAACAUUAUAUAAUAAAAUGGUAAGGUCACCAAUUUUUAGACAUGAAGCCAAAUCAACAGAUUUCUUAUUAAUUAGACAGAUUACUCAUGGUCAAAAUGCUCGAUAUUUCUUAAGAAGUAUACCAUUUUUAUUUGUUGUUGGACAACUAUUUCCAGUUGUUGAGGUUCCAUCGCCACAUUCAAGAAAAGUUACAGCGGUUUCAAAAAAUCGAUUGAAAAUGAUUGUUUUUAGAGCGCUAAACAAAAGUGAAUAUCAUAGAUUAUCUUUAAGAGAUAUUUCAUCGCAUUUUCCUGAUCAAAAUGAUAUGCAAAACAGGCAAAGAUUAAAGGAGUUUAUGGAAUACCAGAGAACUGGAUUUGAUCAGGGAUUUUGGAAAAUUAAAAACAAUGACAUAGUAUUACCUGAGUUUGAAGAGAUUCGAUCGAUGAUUACACCGGAAGAUAUAACAUUGUUAGAAAGCAUGCAAGUCGGGCAACAGUAUAAUGAGGAUUCAUUGCUUUAUAAUAUAUCAAGGAUUUCGUUGGAAAAUUUUGAAGGAUUGAUUAGGUUUAUUAAUGAUAACAAUGGUGGAGACUUUUUGAAAAAUAAAAAUUGGAAAUUAACAAUCUCACAGAUUAAUCAGUUGCAAAAAGCGUUGAACGAUAUCAAGAAUAGUGAUGAAAAUGAGAGAAACGAGCAUAGUAAUGAUCACAAUGAGAAUAACAACAGUAAUAGUAAUUAUAAUGACGAAGAUGAAAAGGCACCUUGGAAUUUAACCAAGAAUUUCAUCAUAGCAACACAAGGAAAAGCUAUGUUGCAAAUUCAUGGAGAAAUGGAUCCAACGGGAAUAUCGGAAGGAUUUUCGUUUUUAAAAACAUCAAUGAAGGGAGGAUUUAAGACAUUAGAUGAGUAUAGUAGCAACAGUCCGUUUGUUGGAACGCCAGGUAAUAAUAGCGGUAGUAAUAGUAACAAAAAAGAGGGAAGCAGUAAAGGGGGUAAAUCCGGGCAUAGUUAUAGUAUUGCAAGUCAACAAAAGGCGUACGACGAUGAGAUCAAAAGGGUUUGGGAAAGCCAGGCAAGAAGCUUGAGCAAUGAUAAUAUAAAUGAAAUCAUUGAAAAUCAACAAAAUCUAAGUAAUCAAUUGAGAUUUUUAAGGUUUGAAGCGAACCGAAUCAAACAUGAAAAGGUGCUUAAGAUUACCAGGUUGAUUAAAGAUAGUAAUGGGAUGCUUCAAAGAAAGGCAGAAGUUAUUAAAGACUCUCGGAUUAUAAAUGCUUAUUUAUUAAGAAAAGAAGAACAAUUUCAGGAAAAGUUGCUGUUGUUAUCGUCAGGUGGAAGUGGGCAUGCUCUAGGGUUAGGACUAGGGUCAGGAACAGGGAACUUAUACGAUUUUGAUUUGAACAAUAUAAAGGCGCCAUCGAACUUGAAUGAGAAAAAAAUAUUAGAACAGCAUUUGGAAAUCUUGGAAGCAGAAAGAAAGAAAAAGGGUAGUGGACAAGGAAGAGGACGACGAAAAAGAGGAAACAUUAAGAGCAAUAGCGGUGUGAACUUGAACAGCAGAUUGACUUCAGACGACAUAAAUAGAGUUGGAGUGUCUCAUGGUGAGGGAGAUAUGUAUGGGAACAAUAGCAUUGAAAGCAACGUCAAUGAGGGCAUUGGCAACAAUGGUUCUAUGAUUGAGGAUGGAGCCCUUAGUUCAUUAGGGGUAAAUACGACAUAUGAGUCGUCCAAUGGGCUUGGAUCUCGGGAGGAGACAGCCGAGAGUUUUGACAAGUUGGGAAUGGCAAAAAGUGGUAAAGGCAUAGGAAAGGGCAGAAACACCAAUAGAAAAUGCGCUACCUGUGGUGCCGUUGGCCAUAUCAAGACGAACAAGAAUUGUCCAUUUUAUUAUACAAAAGGGCCAGGAAGAAAAGACACUGAGAUAGAUAGAUAACUGACAAGUUGUGAGUAAAGCGUGAAUAAAGCCGUUGUAAGAGCCAAAGAACUAUUAUUAAUAAUUAGUAAUGGCGGAAAUAUACCAAAAUGCAGCAGGUAGCAGGAUAUUCUCCUACAGGACCAUGCAGGUACCAUGAAUCACUGCCAGCAUGAGGGUGUGUUGUUUGGGCGCGUCCGGGAUUUGAAGCGCGGAGAUAGGCCAGCUCGACGCGCUGCUUAAGGAGCAUGCGCUCGAAAAUAGGGCUGAAACACCGACAUCUGCGUUUCCACAGUGAGGCGGCAGAAGUAGCACGUGCGGAGGACUGACAAGGCCACCAUUACCGACGUGGAAUUGCGGAAAGAUCGCAGCACGAUGAUCUCAUAGCGCAGGGUUGCGCACUCAAGCGCACCGUUAGGUUUAGAGUUUUGUAUUGCGUUUGUUAUUGUCCCGUGAAAUUGACUAUCUUGGAUCGUCUGCCAAAAUCAAC